CCAUUUUUGAUGUUUUAUUUGAUUACAUUGAUUAUUAAUGAAUUCGUCGGCGUUAAUUGCCUAAUUGCAUAAGCAGCACGGACAGUAGCAAACAAGCAAGCAGUUCAGCAGCGAACUUCAGGGCAUCGGACCAAGCAUAUCGCAGCAAUAUUCAGAGCGGAUAAAUUUAUAGCUUUCGGAGAUACUUAAAUUUUUGGUCCAUUUUUUCGCAUACCUAGUGGAAGUUGUUGACAUUAUGGCGGAUGAAAAUAGCGAUAAUAAUGCCAAUUGCAGCAUCGAUAAUGCCGGACCUAGUCGCAAGCGGCCAGCCGAUACGGAAGCGCAGAUCUGCCGGGACUUUUUGCGUAAUGCAUGUACACGUGGUAAAGCCUGCAAGUAUUAUCACCCCGAGGAUGUGACACCAGACAGUAAGCUUGUCGAGUUCUGCCACGACUAUCAAAACCGAGGGAGAUGUCGCCGGACAAAUUGCAAAUACAUGCACUGUACGGAGGAAGAAGAGAAAAUCUACCAUGAAACGGGAGCCCUUCCCCCAGGAGUGCAGUCUGGUCCCGCAGAGCAGGUGCCCGUUUGCAAAGACUACUUGAACGGCAUGUGCACACGAACGCAUUGCAAGUUCCGACACGUAGACGAUGGGCGGGCCGUAGGUGCCAUGGGUGUUGGCGGUGGCGGCGGUGGUGUUGGCGUUGGCGGCGGCGUUGGCGUUGGCGUUGGCAUUGGCGGUAUGCUUGACAAGCGGCGACGUCUGGAUUAUGAUUCCGCUCGAAUGGAAUACGCUGACCGAAUGAGAAUGUUAGACGAUGAGAAUAUGUUUCUGCGGCGUAGGCUUGCCGAUCGCGAAGACGAGAUCGUCGGCUUGCGGCGAAGGCUACUCACUCUGGAAGGUGAAACGGAGUCCCUGCAAAGGAAGCUGAUGGCAGAUCCACAGUGUCUUCAGCUGAAGAAACAGGUGGCGGAUUUGGCGUCGAUGAACGGAAUAUUGCUAGAGCAGAAUGCGCGACUCAAGCUAAGCUCUAGCGCAGACACGGGCAACGCGCCUUACGGCCAGGGUAAUAGCAUGUCGACAGCAGCAUCGGUGGCUGGCAGUGUCACUCAGGCUCAGAACUAUUUAGACCAGCUCGAUCAGAAGUACUCGUAUGGACAGGGUGGGUCUGCCGGCCACAGUAGUGGAGGUAUCCGAUACAUGUGAAUAGAUUCGUGUUUGAUAUGGCGGUGGCGUUAUUGUGAAAGGUAACUGAUGAGUGGAAGACCUAGACAAGUGUGUUCUUUGCCAUGUAGUUUUAAUUGGUAACUGUUUCUGAAUCAUUGCACGUACAAACGUUUUCAGUAUAUGUUUCAGACUCUUUCUUUUUUCUAAUUGAAAUCAACGACAUGUUGAUCAUUACAACCUACUCCCAUUAUGGUUUCCCCAUGAACAUUUGUUUUAUUCCAUCAGGUGACUGACCAACUUCUGUCAGUUUCUAAUCGCAAAGAGCUGUAUUGUUCACAGCUAAAGUAGAUUAACUUUUUGACAACUUUCUCAUCAUAAUUAUUUUGGAAGUGAAAGUAGACUGUUGGGUUGUUAUUACCUACUUUCAUUGGUUCCCUCGUUACCAUUUGUUUUCGAAUCCAAGCUUCAGGUCACAGUGAUCUUGAUAUAAAUAAUAGAUUUAGAUAUUUCUAUUAUUGUUUAUUUUCAUGUUCAUUGUUUUAUCCUAUUAUUGUUCAAACACGCUGUCCUGGGACUGUUUGUCCAGUGCAGUGGGUUAAUCAUUAGUUAAUCGUUAAUCGUUAGUUGGGAAGUCUGUAGUGGCCUUUUACCACCUCCCUAUUUCAAUAUUGGUAUUAACAUUUUGUUUUGGUUCGAACCAGUACAGGGAUGUUAAUCUGGUAUCUACUCAGUCAUCCGAAGUGGUGAGGGUAAUAUUUUCACCAACUGAAAGGUAAAUUGGUGUGUGGGUCCCCUGUCGUCCGUCGCCUAUGAAAAUGGCAUAACCACUACAUAAUAAUAUUUAGCACAUAAAGGGAGACCACUGUGCAUUUAUUUUCGAGCCAAUAUAAUGUCUAUGUAACAGAUAUAGUGGACAAUCAUUUCAUUGUAACCUUGCUUUGUAGAUUUAAUCAUUUUGUUUUGCGCCCAUUGUCAUUUUGAUCUAAUUACUGUUUACUUGCAUCAUAUAGGUAACUAAGUAUUUGACGUUUACUAUGGUGUGGACUAAUAGGUCAGUCGUAUGGCAGUUGUCUGAGGUAUUGUAGGUUUUUGGGUCGAUAGCGCUUAAUGUAUUAGCGUUUCUGCUAUCCAAAACGGUGCACCACAACUGAUGGGAGGCAGUAAGUUUGAUGACGACCGAUUUCGUCUCAACAAAGUGCCGAAAUUGUUGUUUAGCAAAUAUUCAUUUCACUUCAUCUUCCUCCCUCCCAGCCCACUUUUGACCUCUUGUCUUGCGCCAUUAAUAUGUCAUUACUAUCACAUGUAUCGUCAUAUUCAUUUCAAUCGUGUCCAAUUAAGGUUCAUGCAUGCUGUCCUGGGAACACGAUUCAGCUGUAUUUGGUUGUCCAAGACUGGUUGAUGAGCGGGAGGAUGGUAUAAUGGCCUUAAACCUCCCCGUAGAACCACCAAAUGUGAUGACUGGUCACUAUGCCACUGAUGUCUGUGUAUAUUGUUUGUAUAAUUGAAUAACGGUAACCUGUUUUAGGGCGGAAUAUAGCUCUAUCGGUAGUGUUCGCCUGAGCUGUUUGCGUCGUAGGAUCGAACCAUAUUGGUUGACCCAUAAUCUAAUUGGGAUUUUGUCCCGUCUCUACCAGUGCCCCACCACUGGUAUAUCAAAGGCCAUGUCAUGUGCUAUUCAGCCAGUUGGAAAAGAAAUGUAAAAGAUCCCUUGCUGCUAAUGGAAAAAAUGUAGCGGGUUUCCUCUAAGACUUCCAUGUCAAAAAUUACCAAAUGUUUCAUAUCCAAUAGCCGAUGAUUAAUAAAUCAACGUGUUCUAGUGGUGUCGUUAGACAAAACAUACUUAACUUUAGCUGGGGAUGAGGGAAGAGGGCAGAUGGGUACGUGAGCAUGAUCAGUUGGCGAAGAGAACGAAUUCUUGUAUGUUUGUGAUGAAAUGAAAAAUAACCGACGUGCUUCCUGUGGUGGGUUUUUUCUAACUUCAAAAGUACAAUCAUGUUUGUAUAUUGACAACACUGUACCUGGCCUAUACUAAUGAGAUGCACAGAACAGAGUAUGUGUAGUGAUUAUGAGUAUUUUCAAGCUAGACUACGCUUCUUUUUUUCUUUCUUUUUUGUAUAUAUUUUUUUUCUUUUGUGGGGGAAUAUUGGAGCAACUGCCUCCUCUCGACCCACGCCAGGUACGGUCCUCGUUGACUCGUAGCACUAGCAGUACAUUAUUUGUUCAGUUCCAGAUGAAUAUUGUUUUUAAAUAUGUCAUAUAUGUUGUUAUAGUUUGAUUUGAGGUAGUAAACAAAGAAUUAACAUUUU
Molecule: messenger RNA, 3453 nt
Organism: Gigantopelta aegis
Lineage: Eukaryota; Metazoa; Mollusca; Gastropoda; Neomphalida; Peltospiridae
Product: zinc finger CCCH domain-containing protein 10-like
Exons: 2
Coding region: 236-1186 (316 amino acids)
Molecular function (GO): metal ion binding
Source: RefSeq, a predicted model, not a curated record